UGACGCGUUCGGUUGCCCCCGCGGCCUGCAUGGAUAAGGAGUCCGGAGACUGGCAGAGUGAUGGGCCGAUGCGAGGCGCUAGGCGGCUGACAAAUCCGUGACCCAACUCACGCGGACACAUCAGGUGCUCGCAACGCAGCGCACAGCGUCUAGACCGGUCCGGAGGGCUGCACUUGACACCUCGAAACGGACGGCGAUGCCGUGCGUGUGCAAAGGCCAGCCCAGGAGUCGAAUUAUUUCUCUGGAGUUGCAGUUUUCGGCACGAGUUUGUGUAGCACCAUCGGCAGGGAAGAGUAGCGUUAUUGGUGAACGUACAUUCGCAGCAGUUCUUCAUGAAGUCGUAGAAGCAGCGCCUCCUGUUUGGUAGACAAUAGGAUAGCAUACUGUUUCUGCGGACGUAAGUCGCUAUGAGCGCACCGGGAGGGCAGCAGAGAGACGCAGAGAGAACGUAUUACGACGGUCCACUGGACCAGAAGAAUGGCAAGUGGUCUAGUUAUUGGGGAGUGCUGAAAGGCAGCUGGCUGUAUUUAUUCAAGGACCGUUCUCUGCCACAGGCAGUUGCUACCUACGCCAUUAACUCACAGACACAGGUGGUCGUCAGCAAGACGGUGCCGCCAAAUAGCUACCAGUUCUUCGUUUCUACGGAAACCGGGGCUCAGCUAAGACUACGCUGUGCUACGACGCAGCAGAGGACACACUGGAUGGACGAGAUCGUACGCUGCUCCAAGCAGAGCGGCUCUCAGCAGCAUCAAGCACAACACACACUGCCACCUGCUACCCCCACAAGACCCCAGCCGGCAAUACCAGGACAGCACGCACAGCAACAACAGCAGCAGCGACCACCGGCCCUGCCGCAGCAGAAGCAGUCCCCGGCGCCGCACCCGGGUCCCACGACCCCAGGUCGGGGCCCGGGCGCGCCCACCGACCAGUCACGCCGACAUCUGGUGCGCCAGGCGACCACGACUAGCGCCCCGGAGCACAGUCAGAGCACCGCCGGCAUAAUACCAAGCAGAACAGUCAGACGGCCGUCGCAGGACCUGGACGGUGUCGCACAGCAGCUGCCGCAGAAAUCAACAACUUCUCCACCCCCACUGCCGGGAGAGGAUGCGUCUGAUCUCCGGCAAUAUAGCUGGUUCUUCGGCACGAUGAAUCGUGAUCGCAGCGAGGAGAUCAUUCGCACAGCGUCGGCCGUUGGGUCAUUUGUCAUUCGCCAGAGCGGCAGCUCCAACAACAGCUUUUCUCUAUCAUUUCAGGACGAAGACCGCAUACGUCAUUAUCUCAUUGCACAGCAGACGAAUGGAAAGUAUGCCCUUGCAGGUCUUGAGGAUAUGUCAUUUCGCUCGCUUCCCGACUUGGUCAAGUACUACAUCGAGGUGAACGCAGGUUGGGCAAAGCCACUGAACAAAGCCGAUUUCGGCAUCAGCGGUAGCCGGUACCAGAGGCCACCGUCGGUGCGUUCCGACUCGAGCGGGAGCAACAGCGGAUCAGCGCUGGGGCCGGCAUCUCCCUCUGCUACUGCUGCUGCUGGGGCAGCGCCUCCACUUGUGCCAAGCUCCAUGCGACGACCCAGCACCGACAGCCCCUCGCCGUCGCCGACAAGCAGCCUGGGAAGUCACCCAGUACCCCCGCCAGGGCCCAGACCUGCACAGGCAGCUCAGCAACAGUCCGCGACCAUGGCGACGGGGCCCGCACCCGCUCCGCCUCCGCCGGCCAGUAGGCGACCCGUGUUGACGCGUGGCUCGUCCGAUCUGGACUUUUCCCGUGUGAGAGCGGCUACCCAGCAACACCAGCAGCAGGAGGAGGAAGCUCGCCAGCAGAUGCGAAGCAUGUCAGUCAAAGUGCGCUCUGUGACCGAGUCCCAGUUACCGACGUCCCGUGCCCCGUUUCCAGGCAGUAGUCUGGACGAUCGGCGUCAGCAGCUGUUCCCGGCGUCCUCGUCGCCGCUUGCCGACCCCUCCAGCAAUCCGUCUGUUCCCGCACGGUCCGCUGUGAGCCUGGGUCAGAGGCCGGUGCCAGCUAACUACCAGAACACGGCACCGUCGUCGUCCACGGUACCGACAAUGCCUGAACAAGAGGACUACAUCUCCACAGCCGAAAUCACUCAAGACACGGCUUACUUGAAUCACGAGUUCCGUGAUACAGUGCCUGAUGCUGAUGAUGGUCUCCAUGACUACCUGGAUUUAGAAGAUUGCGCACCACCUUCAUCACCGCCGCCUUCCGUAGCAACAGGAAGCAGUGCAGCGUAUAAGAACCGGCGAACAUCAGAACACUUGCCGGCAGAGAACGCACCCAAUCGGCCACGCAAGCCUGGAGGAGGCGGACGUGAAGGCUCUAGCCAUCACAGGCAGAACGGCCGUCACAGUCCACUGUAUGACCAGGUCUCAUGAACAGCUCGUCAGAUUCAUCUUCCACGCCUGUCUGUCUAUCUGUCCGAAUGUAUGUCCUCUGCAGGUGUGUGUGUGUGUGUGUGUGUGUGUGUGUGUGUGUGUGUGUGUGUGUGUGUGUGUGUGUGUGUGUGUGUGUGUGUGUGUGUGUGUGUGUGUGUGUGUGCGUCUCUCUCUCUCUCUCUCUUUCCCACUGUCUUGACUCCAUCAUAAUAACCAAUUCCUUCAUGCUAGUACAGCCAUCAUGCUCUAUUGAUUACAGCCACUAACAUAAAACAGAUUAAUAGUCAAUGCAAUACAGAGGCCUUUACUCCAUUCAGUCCAAAUUUAUUCAAUGCAUCUUAAACUGUAUGCACCGCCACCAGUAACAACAGCAGCAGCACCAGCAGCUGUGUGGCUACAGACAUUAUCUUCCGCUAGUUUAAACAACCCGAGGCUUCUGCAUGCUUCGUACCGUGCGUAUGUCUAUUUUCGAAAUUUCUUGAAGUUUGCACAAUGAAGACUUUUUGGCCUCAUCUCGAAGUCAGACUAUUGCUGCAUGCGUCAAAACCAUGGCAAUGGAGAGCGAACAAGUGACUUGAGCCUGCCCAAUGAAUGCGUGUUGUACUCCCAUCUGCACUGGUAAUUCUUCUCCGUUUCUGUUUUACAAAUUUUGAUUUCCACUCGGUUCGCAACUCCGACUCAUUGUGGACGAGUCAGUGAAGCAAACUCUUCUCCGUUUCUGUUUCCCAAAUUCUGAUUUCCACUUGGCUCGCAACUCCACAUUGUGGACGAGUCAGUGAAACUAAUUCUCUUGUUAUAGUUUUUGUUUACGAACGAGAAACCACGAACCCCGAGAACAGAAUACUGCAUGAUAGA
Molecule: messenger RNA, 3242 nt
Organism: Sycon ciliatum
Lineage: Eukaryota; Metazoa; Porifera; Calcarea; Leucosolenida; Sycettidae
Exons: 14
Coding region: 408-2387 (659 amino acids)
Biological process (GO): cell migration; signal transduction
Molecular function (GO): receptor tyrosine kinase binding; signaling adaptor activity
Source: RefSeq, a predicted model, not a curated record